GGGUAUAUAUCCACAGGUAACCCGUCCACGCAGAUUCUCAUCUGCAGAAAACCACGGAAACCAGUAUUCCUGUUCACUAUGAAGUUGCUCCUGGCUGCAGUGUUGCUGGUGCCGGCCCUCUAUGUGAGCGCCCAGACUCCCCUCACCACCACCAAGCCCAGCUCCUGGGAAGCAGCCGUGGCGUCCUGGUCGAAGCCCCUGCCCUGUGGAGGCUGGGACUGCCCUUGUGCUUUCUCAAAGAAGCGGGGAUGCUGCUGCGUGGCCAACUGGAUGACGAGAUUCGAGGAUCACCUGUUUGAGAGGAUUGGCAGACUCUGGAGCAACGUGAGCAUACUGACUGGAGACCUGAAUGGGAUCACAGCUGGACUCAACAUUGCUUUCUCGGCGAUUCUGGGGAAAUUAUCCUCCUGCUACGGGCCGUGUCACAAGCAACACGCCGAUGGCUGUAUCAAACCAUCCUGUGAGUUCACUGCUCCCCGAGCUGGCCUCUACUCCUUCUCCUUCACUGCUUUCUCUAACGAGGGAGGUGUGGGGCGGCGGAUGUAUCACCAGGUCAGCCUGAUGCACAAUGAUGACGUCGUGGCGUCGGUGUGGGAGGAUAACCGCGAGGACUACGAGGACAGCGGCUCCCAGACCGUGCUGCUGCCCCUCAGCGCCGGGGACCAGGUGUACGUGAGGCUGCUGUCCGGGAGGCAGCUGUGUGGAGACAUCUACCUGCAGAACUCCUUCUCAGGGUACCUGAUCUACCCCAGUACUGGAAACCCCUACACCGGGUAGCCAUGACCCAGGGCUGCACCCUUCCACUCCCCUCCCAGUCACCGACCCACCACUCCGAAUAAUGAGACUAGCUGUGGACUCCUUCUCGGGGGCCCUUCUGUACCACUGACCCAGGACUGUACUGCACCCCUCCCCUCCCUACACUCUACCCAAGCUGGGGAAGCCCUGCUAGCUACUGGCUAGUACUGCGUACGCCCCCUGCCCUGUGCCCCGUGCUCAUUCUGUUUAGCUGGCAGGCUGCAGGGCCAUAUUGUUUGUGCUUCAAGGCGUCUACUC
Messenger RNA from Polyodon spathula (Mississippi paddlefish), 1053 nucleotides. It is a transcript of the gene cbln18, whose product is annotated as cerebellin 18. The record is from RefSeq and is a predicted model, not a curated record. The coding region runs from base 79 to 777 and encodes 232 amino acids. Lineage: Eukaryota; Metazoa; Chordata; Actinopteri; Acipenseriformes; Polyodontidae. The transcript is spliced from 5 exons. Gene Ontology annotation, molecular function: protein binding.